Messenger RNA from Closterium sp. NIES-67, 603 nucleotides. The record is from the annotation of a GenBank genome assembly. Lineage: Eukaryota; Viridiplantae; Streptophyta; Zygnematophyceae; Desmidiales; Closteriaceae.
CAUCACCCCCUACCAUCUCAGGACCUUUCCAAGCUCAACCGCGACCCCAACAAGGUCAUCUACAUCAGCUCUCUGCCCCAGUCGGUGCUGCAGAAGGAGAAUCUCGUCUCCCUGUCCGCCUGGAAGGACACCGGUGCAGACACUGCCUUGUUGGACCUCCUGCCCUUCCUCGAGUGUGUGGCACGGCAGCGGCCGGCAGAUAUUCGAGUGGUGCUGCAAUCAUAUGAGGGCCAGGAUAUCCCAACUGCUUUUAAGGAGCGCUCCAAGCUCAUGCAAAAGCAACUUCAAGAGAGGAAACAGCACGGGAUUUUCCGCUUUGCAAGGGGUGGGUCGUAGUGAGAAGCAUCAUGCGGGAAGGGGGAUUUGAGGUUGAAGGAUAGUUAUGAGGACACUUCAGAAGUCAAGACGAUGGACCUUACAAUUAAGGAACUUCCAUGCCAUUGUAAUAUGUGCAAUGGCGUCUCAUCUCAAGCGUUAGGACGAAAAUGGGAGACCUUGAGAGAUAGUAUCUAUGAAAAUACAUGGCAGUGCGUCUGGAAUUCUGUCUAGCACGCGUCGGCGAGUAUAGCAUACGCCAUGAUGAUGUGUCAACUUCUCAUUGAC